AUGAACACCAUUCCAAAGGUCUUCCUUGUGCUGCUUGUAACUCUGUGGCCAAGCCAAAUUCUUGCUGGGGAUUUGAUCUCCUCAGCUUGUGAUCACACUCUGUACAAACAAGUGUGCAGACAAACUCUUCAAUCGGACCCGGAGAGCCGCGCGGCUACAAGUUUCGAAGUCCUGGCCAAAGUUGCACUGAAGCAUGCAACGUCUAAAGCUACCCAAAUACACGACCAAGUCACAAAACUGCUCAACGGAUCAUCGAGCGCAGCAGCUAAGGGUGCACUAACAGAUUGCGAUGAGAACUACGAAGAUUCAAUUGAAAAGCUUAAAGACUCGGCCACUGCCUUGGCAUCUAAGAGGUAUAGUGAUGUUAAUACAUGGGUGUCGGCUGCCAUGAGUGCCGGCGACUCUUGUGACGAAGGCUUCAAGGAAGUGGGAGAAGGCCAGUCUCCAUUAGGCAAUCAAGGUACCUUGUUUACACGGCUUUGCAGCAUUGUCUUAGCCAUUACUAAUCAACUCAAAUAG
Messenger RNA from Alnus glutinosa, 519 nucleotides. Its product is annotated as pectinesterase inhibitor 12-like. The transcript has a single exon. The coding region runs from base 1 to 519 and encodes 172 amino acids. NCBI's taxonomy places the organism in Eukaryota, Viridiplantae, Streptophyta, Magnoliopsida, Fagales, Betulaceae. Gene Ontology annotation, molecular function: enzyme inhibitor activity. The record is from RefSeq and is a predicted model, not a curated record.